Molecule: messenger RNA, 350 nt
Organism: Rangifer tarandus platyrhynchus (Svalbard reindeer)
Lineage: Eukaryota; Metazoa; Chordata; Mammalia; Artiodactyla; Cervidae
Source: the annotation of a GenBank genome assembly
GUGACGACCAGUUACGGCGUGUCAUGGAACAGGCUGCCAAAUACAAACUGCAGGGCAGGAAGCAGCGCAUGUCCGUUGCUUCACAAGAUCAGGAACGCGGCUGCUGCUUAUGCGGAACAUCCGAAGUACACGUCGACUGUUGCCGGUACGACACAUGCAGCCUAUCUCCUGACGCCUACCGAUCUUCUUGUACCAGCUGGUCUUGCUGCCUGAAAAAUAUGCGCAAGCACCAUCAGCGUAACCAGGUGUGCUUCGCAGUAUACGCACACGAGGUUACUAUAGCUCAAGACAACGGCUUUCGUAGCAGACAGGUGCCGCCCGAGUGUCAGAUGCGCGAUAUACGCGAGUAG